CCAGCAUGUAUAAAUAGGCCCGUUUACUCUUGGGUCAGGACAUCGUUUUUGUGGAGCCCCUUGUGAGCACUGCACUGCAAUUCUUUGGGGCCGGUCAGGUAAAUCAGCACUGAGACACAGAAAGCAUGGCUCUGAAUAAUCCCAUCCCACUGGGACCAUGGAAGAUCACCGUUUAUGACCAGGAGAACUUCCAAGGGAAGCGUGUGGAGUUUACCUCAGCCUGCCUGAACAUCAUGGAGUGUGGCAUUGACAACAUCCGCUCCCUGAAGGUGGAGUGUGGAGCCUGGGCAGGAUAUGAGCACUCCAGCUUCUGUGGACAGCAGUUUGUGUUGGAGAGAGGAGAGUAUCCUCACUGGGAGUCGUGGAGCGGCAGCAACGCCUACCACAUUGAGAGGGUGAUGUCCUUCCGCCCCAUCUGCUCUGCUCACCACAAGGAGUCAAAGAUGGUGUUGUUUGAGAAGGAGAACUUCUUGGGACAGCAGUGGGACAUAAAUGAUGACUACCCCUCCCUGCAGGCCAUGGGCUGGGGCAACAACGAGAUUGGUUCCAUGCAAGUUCAGAGCGGCUCCUGGGUGUGCUAUCAGUUCCCAGGUUACCGUGGUUACCAGUACAUCAUGGAGUGUGAUCGUCAUGGCGGCGAGUACAAACAUUACAGAGAGUGGGGCUCCCAUGCUCAGUCCUUCCAGGUGCAGUCGCUGCGUCGAAUCCAGCAAUAAGACCUGCAACAUCCUCCCCCAAACUCUUUACAUCCUUCUCCACCUCCUCCCCCUCUUCCACAUCCUCCUCCUCACCCCCUCACCCAGUCAUUCCAAGCUUUAUCCAGCUCUGUCAGACCUUAUAAACCACGGCUGACACUUUGCUGGUGCUUCACAAUCAAGAUGUUUUACUGCACUUUUGUUUCUUUGCCAAAUGAAAAUAAAGAGAAAUUAUGAAAACAACAAAGAAAAGAAGGAAAAUAUUUACUUAAGAGAAGCUCCUGACUGACACCCCCCUGAGGAGGAAAGAGGAUGAAGUUAUAGGCCUCAGGGUGGAGAUGUCACAUUGGUAUUCAAGGUUAAACAUGGAGCUGGUGAUCAAUAAAUAACGAAUGAGCAACAUGAAAUAAACGGAAAAACAAAAGUC
This is a messenger RNA of Gymnodraco acuticeps, 1122 nucleotides long. RefSeq names its product crystallin, beta A1a (gene cryba1a). Gene Ontology annotation, biological process: visual perception; lens development in camera-type eye. The record is from RefSeq and is a predicted model, not a curated record. The transcript has 6 exons. Lineage: Eukaryota; Metazoa; Chordata; Actinopteri; Perciformes; Bathydraconidae. Gene Ontology annotation, molecular function: structural constituent of eye lens. The coding region runs from base 126 to 716 and encodes 196 amino acids.